This is a messenger RNA of Anoplopoma fimbria (sablefish), 8258 nucleotides long. It is a transcript of the gene cenpe, whose product is annotated as centromere protein E. Gene Ontology annotation, biological process: microtubule-based movement; mitotic cell cycle. Gene Ontology annotation, cellular component: microtubule. NCBI's taxonomy places the organism in Eukaryota, Metazoa, Chordata, Actinopteri, Perciformes, Anoplopomatidae. The transcript is spliced from 57 exons. The record is from RefSeq and is a predicted model, not a curated record. Gene Ontology annotation, molecular function: plus-end-directed microtubule motor activity; ATP binding; microtubule binding. The coding region runs from base 120 to 8147 and encodes 2675 amino acids.
GACAAAUUCAAACUGCAGAGGAAAAAACAAAACACAACACCGGUAGCUAGCUCUCAGUCAGCCCGAGUUCAUUCAUGAAAUAUGUGUUUAUGUUCGGUAGUUUACUAUAAACAAGAACAAUGACAGAAGAAUCUGCUGUUAAAGUGUGUGUUCGAGUCCGUCCACUCAUCGAGAGGGAAGAAAGCGCUGCGUCGGAGAACGCAGAGCCUGUCCAGCUGUUUUGGAAGGCUGACAAGAAAUCAAUUCAUCAGAUCGAUGAUGGGAAUUCCACCAAGAGCUUUGUUUUCGACCGAGUGUUCACCUCAGAUGAAACCACCAAUCAGCUGUACCAGGCCAUCGCAAAGCCUCUGGUUGUGUCCACUGUUGAGGGAUACAAUGGAACUAUAUUUGCUUACGGACAGACUUCUUCAGGAAAGACUUUCACCAUGAUGGGGAGCGACCGUAUUCCUGGAGUGAUCCCUCUGGCUGUGGAUGACGUCUUCCAAACCAUUAAAAAUUGUCCAAAGAAGGAGUUUCUUCUGAGGGUUUCUUACAUGGAGAUCUACAAUGAGACUGUGAGUGAUCUGCUCGUUGAAAGCUGGAAGAGAAAACCCCUGGAAGUCCGAGAGACAAUCAAUAAAAACAUCUACGUGGCCGACCUGAACGAGGAGCUGGUAACGUCUCCUGCACAAGCUCUGGCCUGGAUUCGUAAAGGAGAAAAGAACCGUCACUAUGGAAAGACUAAAAUGAACGAGAGGAGCAGCCGCUCACACACCAUUUUCCGAAUGAUCCUGGAAAGCCGAGAAAGGAGUGACCCGGAAGCAGGUGAAAAUGCCGAUGGAGCCAUUAUUGUGUCUCAUUUGAAUUUAGUUGAUCUGGCUGGAUCUGAGAGAGUGAGUCAAACAGGAGCUGAAGGCGCACGUUUCAAAGAAGGUUGCAAUAUCAACCGCAGCCUGUUCACGCUCGGCCAAGUGAUCAAGAAACUGACGGAUGAAGGCCAGAAGGGUUUCACCAACUACAGAGACAGUAAGCUGACCCGCAUCCUGCAGAACUCCUUGGGUGGAAACGCUAAAACUGUCAUCAUCUGCACCAUCACUCCUGUCACUCUAGAUGAGACGCUCAGCACUCUGCAGUUUGCCAGCACUGCAAAGAAAAUGAAGAACGACCCUCAUGUGACGGAGGUGUCUGAUGACGGCGCUCUGCUCAAAAGGUACCGCAAUGAAAUUGUGGACCUCAAGCGACGACUUAACGAGGUUUCCUCAGUCACUCAGACCACAGCGACCGAGAAGAAUUUUCUCUCCCAGCUGCUCCAAGAAAAGGAUCAGCUCCAGAGAGAUCAAGAGGACCGGAUCAAAAACCUGACCAAACUGCUGGUCACCAGCUCCAACCUGGUUCCCGUUCGAAAGAGGCCGAAACGCAGGGUAACGUGGGGAGGAAAGAUGCUCAGAGUUGCGCGUCCGUCUGCAUUUGACAGCGGUCCAUCUGACCUCAGCUUUGCACAGUCUUUCAAUCAGAAGAGGAAAGCCGACGCCUCCUGUCUGAGCGAGCUGUGUGAAGAGGAUGAGGACUUUGACUCUCACUGGAUGAUUCCCGAUGAGCCUUCAGAUGAAAUGGACAUGAGUCAGAGCUCUGUGACUGUUCGAAGCUUUGGGGACAGUCCCAAAGACUUUGUGUCUCCAAACCGCAUGCAACAGCUGUCAGGGAGAUUGUCCAACCUGGAGGAACAGCUGGAAAUGGAGAGUCAACACAAAGAGGAGGCCAUGACAAAGGUGGAAACAUUAGAUGGCAGAGUGGCCGAGCUGGAGCUGCAGCUGCAGACAGAGAACCAGCAGAAACAGGAGGCCCUGGAGAAAAUGCAGAUGGCAGAGCAGAGGGCGACCGAAGUUGAGCUGCAGCUACAGAUGCAGACAGAGAACCAGCAGAAACAGGAAUCCACAGAGACACUUCAGACAGAAGAGCCGAGGACGGCCGACCUGGAGCUGCAGCUGCAGACGGAGGCCCAGCAGAAACAGGAAGCCCUGGAGAAAAUGCAGACAGCUGAACAGAGGGCAGCCGAACUGGAGCUACAGCUGCAGACGGAGGCCCAGCAGAAACAGGAGGCCAAUGAAAAGGUGGACAUGUUGGACUUCAGAGUGGCAGACCUGGAGAGACGGCUGGAAGAACAGAGCCACACUCAGAGUGAAACUGAUGAACAGAUGAGAAAAGAGUUUUCAGAGACCAUCCAGCUGUGUGAAACUCUGGCUACAGAGAAGGACACGGUGGCGGUUGAGCGAGACUAUCUGAAGCAGGAGCUCGGGAUGUUCAUAGAGCAGACGGAGCGUCUGGAGAAAGAGAAAGCUGAUCUAACAAAGGAGAUGGAGGAGAAGAGAGAGAUGGACGAGUUCAAUUCUCUGGAGGACGAGUUGAGGAAAGAGCACGAGAUUGAGUUGCAAAAUGAAAUCUCUAAACUGAAGAAUGCCGUCGAAUCCUCUGAACUCCAAUGCCUGGAGCUUCAGAACAAACUAGAAACUCUGUCUGUGGAGCUGCAGAAGAAAACUGAAUUUGCAGAGGAACUUCAGAGUAUGAGCGGUAAGGACUUGGUGCAGGAGGUGGCGACACUCCGUCGCUCUUUGGACGAUGCUGAGGGGGUCAGCAGAGACACAAAGAAGGAGUGGGCUCACCUGCGCAGUAGAAAUAUCGCUGUGGAGGAGAUGAAUGUGACUCUGAACGCCAACUAUGAGAAGAUGGAGGCCGAGGUGAACAGUCUUCGCUUCCAGCUGGAGACGGAGAAAUCGCGAAACAGAACGAUGCAGAGCGAUCUCCAGAAAGAGCUGAACGUGGCGUUUGACGAGAACACAAAGCUCACCACUCUGCUCGACGGAAAAGUCCCAAAAAAUCUGAUAGACAGCGUGGAGCUUGAGAGAACGGUGGCCCAGCUGAACAAAGAACUGACUGCCUGUCAUGAAGCAGAAGUAGCCCUCAAAGCUCAGCUGGAGGAGCUCGCCUCGUUCCAGACUCUUCCAGAUAAAGUGGACGAAUUGACGAAGCAGCUGAAUGAGCUGACCGAAGAGCUUCAGCGUUUGCAAGCUGAGAAGGACGCUCUCCUGUGUGAGCAGAGGAGUUCUGCGGAGGAGACGGAGAAGCUGCUCUCUACAGUCUCAUCUCUCACUGCAGAGAGAGACCAGCUCAUGAGGGACCUUCAGGAAAAUGUGGAGAUGGCUGCAGAGACACAACUUCUUCUACAAUCUCUUCAAGAGGAGCUCCAACAGCAGAGGCAAGAGAACUCCGAUCUGGUGAAACUCUCUGAGCAGAAGGAGUCUGAAUUAGGGGAACAAAUGCAGAGUCUGUCACAGGAACUUCAGUGUGUUGGAGAUGAGAAGGACAUUCUCCUGUCUGAGCAGAGGAGUUCUGCUGAGGAGACGGAGAAGCUGCUCGCCACAGUUUCAUCUCUCACUGAAGAGAGAGACCAGCUGCAGACCGAUAUGCAGGAAAAUGUGGAGAUGACGAUUGAGAAUCAGGAGGAGCUGAGGACGGCCCUGGAGAAGAAUCGAGAACUGAAGGAGAGGAUGAAACAGCUGGAGGCGGCACAAACAUCCAAUGAGACGAGUGCACAGAUGGAGGAGCUGCAAACACUUAUGAUCGAAAACCAGGAGGAGCUGAGGGCGUCUCAGGAGAAGAUCAGACUUCUACAAGAUGAGAUCAACGAGCUGAGGAGUCAAAAGGCCGAGCUGGAGGGCAGAGCAGACGACGGGAGUGAUGCAGAGAUUAGCCUCCAGCUGCAAGAACUCAGAAAUCAGAUUCAGACGCUGACCGAGGAGCUUGAGAGUGUGCGAGCAGAGAGAGACAGUCUGUCGUCUGAGAGGACGGCCGGCGCUCAGACCUCCACAGAGGAGACGGAGGAGCUGAUGUGCAGAAUGACGUCUCUCAGUGAGGAGAGAGAUCAGCUGCAGGAGACUCUGGAGGGACUGAGGGAGGAGAAGAGGCAGCUCAGAGCAGAGCUGGAGGAAAGGAUGGAGAUGGUUGCACUAGCCCAAAGUGGGUUUAACCAGCCAGAAAUGCUGACCUCAGAACUGCAACCACAUGAUGAAAGUGUAACCCUUCUUCAGCAAGAGAUAAAGGAACUACAGGCUGCUUUACAGUCUGUCACUGAGCAGAAGAGUCAGUUGGAAGUUGAUCUGCAGCGUAACAUGGAGACGGCUGUGGAGACUCAAGGCCUUCUACAUUCACUUCAAGAGCAACUGCAAGAGCAGAAUCAAAGGAACAUCGACCUGGAAGGACUAAGCCAAGAGAAGCAAGCUCAGCUAGAACAACAGGUUGCAGAGGCUCAGUGUCUCCUUCAAUCUCUUCAAGAGGAGCUCCAAGUGCAGAAGCAACUUUACGCCGAUCACAUGACACUCUGUGAGCAGAAGGACAUGGAUCAACAGAUCAAGACUCUAAGCGAGCAGGUUGAGAGUGCACAAGCAGAGAGGGAUGCCCUGUUGGUGAAGGAGACCAGCUGUCAGACCUCCACAGAGGAGACGGAGGAGCUGCUGUGCAGAGUGAAGUCUCUCAGUGAGGAGAGAGAUCAGCUGCAGGAGAGUCUGGAGGCUCUGAGAGAGGAGAAGAGGCAGCUCAGAGAAGAGAUGGAGGACAGGAUGGAGACGAUGCAGUGCGAGUCACAGCAGCAGCUCAGCUCUGAGCCUCAGUCGCUGAAAGACGAGCAGGACGACUGCUCUGCUCUGCAGAUCCAACAGCUAGAGGAGAAUCUGGAAAAAACUAAGGAGGAGGUGAACCAGUUGAAAUCUGACCUUCAAGAAAAUGUAGAACAGAUGAUCGAGAACCAGGAGGAGCUGAGAGCGUCUCAGGAGAAGAUCAGACUUCUACAAGAUGAGAUCAACGAGCUGAGGAGUCAAAAGGCCGAGCUGGAGGGCAGAGCAGGCGACGGGAGUGAUGCAGAGAUUAGCCUCCAGCUGCAAGAACUCCAAAAUCAGAUUCAAAAGCUGACCGAGGAGCUUGAGAGUGUGCGAGCAGAGAGAGACAGUCUGUCGUCUGAGAGGACGGCCGACGCUCAGACUCACAGCGAGGAGACGGAGGAGCUGAUGUGCAGAAUGACGUCUCUCAGUGAGGAGAGAGAUCAGCUGCAGGAGACUCUGGAGGGACUGAGCGAGGAGAAGAGGCAGCUCAGAGCAGAGCUGGAGGACAGGAUGGAGACGAUGCAGACUGAGAUGAGGACUCUGACCGAGCAACUGCAGAGGGUUGAAGCAGAGAGAGACGUUCUGCUCUCUGAGAAGGACUCCAGCGCUCAGACCUCCACAGAGGAGACGGAGGAGCUGAUGUGCAGAGUGACGUCUCUCAGUGAGGAGAGAGAUCAGCUGCAGGAGACUCUGGAGGGACUGAGAGAGGAGAAGAAGCAGCUCAGAGAAGAGAUGGAGGACAGGAUGGAGACGAUGCAGACUGAGAUCGCACAGCUGAAUGAGUCUCUACAGACGGUGACUGAGGAGAAGAGGAAGCUGGAAGAUGAUCUACAGCAGAGCAUGAAUGUGGCUUCCACAACACAAGAACUUGUGAAGUCACUACAAGAGGAGCUGUGUGAACAGAAGCAGAUGAACUCUGAUCUGGACAAACUGUGUCAGGAGAAGGAACACUCUCUGGAUCAACAAAUGAGGACUCUAACUGAGAAACUGGAGCUUGUUGAAGCAGAGAGAGACGUUCUGCUCUCUGAGAAGGACUCCAGCGCUCAGACCUCCACAGAGGAGACGGAGGAGCUGAUGUGCAGAGUGACGUCUCUCAGUGAGGAGAGAGAUCAGCUGACGGAGACUCUGGAGGGACUGAGGGAGGAGAAGAAGCAGCUCAGAGCAGAGCUGGAGGACAGGAUGGAGACGAUGCAGACUGAGAUGAGGACCCUAACUGAGAAACUGGAGUUCGUUGAAGCAGAGAGAGAAAUUCUGCUCUCUGAGAAGGAAUCCAGCCGUCAGACCUCCACAGAGGAGAUGGAGAAGCUCUCCAUCAGAGUGACGUCUCUCAGUGAGGAGAGGGAUCAGCUGACGGAGACUCUGGAGGGACUGAGAGAGGAGGAGAAGCAGCUCAGAGCAGAGCUGGAGGACAGGAUGGAGAUGAUCUCAGUCAUCCAGGAGAAGUUAAGCGAGCAGGAGCGUUUGAACUCCCAGCAGGAGGCUGAGAGAGACGAACAGGAGGCCAAGCUGCAGCAAACAGUGCAGCAGCUGAAGGUGCAGCUUCAGAUGAACAAGGAGAGACAAAGUCAUGUUCAAGUUGAAGCUGACGCCUCACAGCAGUUGCUCAGCGAAGCGAACACAACCAUCUCAGCACUCAAAGAGAAGCUGAACAGUUUGGAACAGAGCACCAGUGGAGUCAAGGAGACGGCGUCGUCACGGCUACAGGACUCUACCGAGCAGCUUCAGGAGUCCUUCAGGAGAUUCCAGCAAAUCAUAGACAUUUGUUCCAAGUAUAACUCCAUGGCUCCGGGCAAGGUGCAGUGUUCUCUGAAGCACAGCCACCUGAGCGGUCUACCAAAACCCACCAUGGACGCCUACAGCGCCGUGUGUCAGCUGCAGCAGCAGACAGCUCAGACUCUGGGAAACAUUACAGAGCACGUGCAGGUGCAAGCGCAGGGCUACAGGAAUCUGUUUGAGCAGCUGGUUAAGAAAGAUUUGGCCGUUUUUGAGGAGAGGCGUCUGCAGGAUGUGCUGCUGUGUAGAGCACAGGCGCCAUGCUACUCCAUCAAGGACGAGGACUUCCAAGCACUGUGGGAGCGCAGACUGACCGAGCUGCUGGACAAGAGGCCGAUCUACCUGCAGAAAAUGUCCAGCGUUUUGGCGAAGCUCCGGGCCAACAUGGCCUCCUACCCCAGCGAGCUGUCGGCCGAGAUCAGAGUCCGUGAGAGGUUCAAGGAGCAGCUGAAGUCCGUCUUCACCAGCCAGCCGUUCAGCUUCAGCGGGCUGGACGGCAUCCUGAGCGGAGAGCUGGAACACAGAUCUGCGUUGGCACACAGCAGGAAGAUGACCCUGCAGGGCAUCAUGGAGGAACACAACGGUCUGUGUGAAGAGCUGAAGCUGCUGGAGGCUCAGGCGGACUCUAAGCUCCGAGAGGAGAGGAGUAAGACCUCCACUCUGCUGCAGGCGCUGGAGGGAGCUCCUCUGAAGACGGAGCUCUCCCUGCUGAAGGACAACCAGCAACUUGUGCUUAAGCUCCAGCAAACCGAAGAAGAAGUCAAAGCUCUGUGUGCACAAAUCCAGCAGCUGGAGGACGCUCAGGUCAAAGCCAGCAACAGAGUGUCCAACCACAAACAGGCCACCCAGCUGCUGCAGACGGAGCUGCAGGACAGCCGCGCACAAGUCGAGGAGAAGGACAACACCAUCCAAACACUAAAGAGCAAACUGCGCCAGUCUGAGAAAAAUGCAUCACCCAGCGCUGUUGAGCUGGAAAAACUCCGGACCAAACUGUUCAAAAUGGAGGUGGAGUUGAGUUCAGCAUCUGAUAAACACAAACAAGAGAUCCAGAUGAUGAACAAAGUGCUGAACGAAAAGGAAGAAACAGUGAGGAAGCUGAAGGAGACUUUGAGGAAAUCACAGCAGGAAGGAGAGGAAUCAUUCCUGCAGGGUGAGGACCUUCAUGCCAGACUGACCAACCCCAGAGGUCUGGUGAUCAAGACCAGCAUUCUCCUGGAGAAGACCAAACUGGAGGAGGAAGUCAAACAGCUUCAGCUGAAAAUAACCGAGCUGGAAAGCUCGGUGUCCAGUCAGCAGGAAGAGAUCAGCAAGUGGAAGAGCAGAGCCAUCAAGCUGAAGGUGAAGAGCAAGGCCGAGGUGGACAAGCCGUCGUCGCCCUGCACUCCCACCAAGAGGGUCCUCUCCAUGACCUCCGACACCUCCAACUUCCUCAGCUCGCCCAAGAAGUUCAUGGUUACUCCCAGGAAGGUUCUAAACUCUCCCCGGAAGCUGCUGGACUCUCCAAAGGUCUCUCUUCUGGACUCCCCCAAGAGCAGAUUCUUCGAUGUGGGAGGAAGCUCUGAGCUGCUGUCCAGAACUUGCCCCAAGCAGUUCUUUGAUAACUCCAGCCUGGGAACCGUUCCAGAGGUUUUCGAUGCUCCUGAUAGACCAGACGCAGAGAAGGAUGCAGCGGCCGGUGCAGACAGAAUGGAGGAUUUGUGGCCUCAGUCUCCAAAACAAGAGGAAAUGUGUAAAACGCAGUAAAAUGUUCCACGUGCAAUAAUUUAAAAUGUCUUUAUCUCUUAAUUUUUCUGGCUUUUAUUGUUCUUUUUUGUUUUUUAAUCCAUCCUUAUGUCUGUCCUAUAUUUGAAUAAA